This is a messenger RNA of Elaeis guineensis (African oil palm), 890 nucleotides long. RefSeq lists its product as uncharacterized. NCBI's taxonomy places the organism in Eukaryota, Viridiplantae, Streptophyta, Magnoliopsida, Arecales, Arecaceae. The record is from RefSeq and is a predicted model, not a curated record. Gene Ontology annotation, molecular function: zinc ion binding.
AUGGCAACGAAGGGAGAGAAAUGCCAUGGAGAUACAGAAGAAGGGCCUCACAUUCACCGCCCCACCACGGAUGACAGUGAUAAUGCGCUCUGCUUCUGUGAUGCAGAGGACCAGUCUGGGCAUUCGCCGUAUGUUUCAAACCGCACCGCUUCAGCUUAUGAUGAGGACCGCUUCUCUGGUGCUUCCCAUCAUGAGAUAGAUGGAGUUCCAGAGUCACGGAGAAAAUGCUGCGUCUCGGACUGGAGAGUGGAAUUUCAGAGAUUUAAGGCGAACAAGGACAAAGUCGACCAGGAUUGCAGGAUUUGUCAUCUCAGCUUGGAGGAGUCGGGCAUUCCAAUUGUAUAGCUAGGUUGUUCUUGAAUGGCUGCUGCCCACAAGCAAUGUGCCGAUACGUGGUUCAAAAUCAAAGGGAACAAUACUUGUGAGAUUUGUGGCUCAACAGUUAAGAAUGUGGUUGUUACAGGAGAGAGCGAGUUCAUUGAGCAGUGGAACGAAACAAGCAGUGGUACCGCAUCCGCACCUGUGCCGCCAUCUGAAUCACGAAGCUUUUGGCGGGGGAUCGAUCGGUUCCUCAAUUGUUUGCUUGCCUUCGUGGUUUUUGCGUUUGUCAUCUCAUGGCUCUUUCACUUCAAUGUUGCUGGCUAAUUCCAGGAACAGUUGCCAGCCUUCCGUCUUAUCAUCAACAAGUCAUCUUCAUUGUUGAUUUGGAAAAUCCCAGUGAAGAUGAGGUGGAAUUGUCAGGAAGAAAAGAUUUAUUAUGAAUUUGUUGCUAGCGAAGAGAAGGCAAGGUGAGAACCAGAUGCCUCUACUAGGAAUCAAAAAGAUCUGUUGACGGUGUUUGAGUUUUUUGUGAGUAGAGAAUAGGAUCGAGCUAUGGAAUUAGUUCUUCC